Molecule: messenger RNA, 1724 nt
Organism: Manduca sexta (tobacco hornworm)
Lineage: Eukaryota; Metazoa; Arthropoda; Insecta; Lepidoptera; Sphingidae
Product: organic cation transporter protein
Exons: 6
Coding region: 57-1694 (545 amino acids)
Biological process (GO): transmembrane transport
Cellular component (GO): membrane
Molecular function (GO): transmembrane transporter activity
Source: RefSeq, a predicted model, not a curated record
CACACGCGCGACCAACACCAACCAUUUGUGUAGCGAGCGCGGGCCGCGAAGGAGCCAUGUCAGCCACGGAGAAAGGAGAAGCGGCCGCUCCCGGCGUGGACCUCGACGAGAUCCUGAAGAAUGACGUGGGGCAGUUCGGCCGGUACCAGCUCAUCACGCUGCUCCUCGCGGCCUUCCCUGUUAUGUUUUCUGCUUUCGCGUCGGGAGAGUAUAUUUUUACUACAGCGAGGAUAAAUACCAGAUGUCUAAUUCCACAAUGCGAUGGACCGAACCCCGAAUUCGCGCCCUCUUGGGUCCUGAACGCGAUUCCCGGAACAAGCCAAACGUCCUUUGAGGGUUGUGAGAAGUACACUAACAGCUCCAACCAAGUCCCAGUCUCCCCCAACACCUGCCCCGCCAACCUCUUCGACAACUCUAGAACAGUAGAGUGUGAUAGCUAUGUUUAUCAGAAUUCGCUCAGUGUUGUAUACGAUUUCGAUCUUGGCUGUGACGAAUGGCGUCGCUCCCAAAUCGGCUCGAUCCGUACUAUCGGAACACUUCUGGUGUUGCCCAUCACGGGCUACAUCUCGGACCGCUGGGGUCGGCGCGUGGCGCUCACCAUCAACGCGUUCAACACCGGCUGGAUCGGGCUCGUGCGUUCCUUCGUCAACUCCUACGAGUGGUUCCUCGCGCUGGAGGUCAUCGAGUCGACUGUCGGUGCCGGCGCUUACUCCUCCUGUUAUAUUUUGGUGACGGAGCUGGUGGGUCCGCGGUACCGAGUCAUCGCAGGCGCCACAAUAUCCACCAUGUUCGCUAUGGGUCAAGUGGUACUCGGCCUCAUCGCAUGGGGAGUCCCAUCGUGGCGACCCCUCACACAGGUUCUCUACGCGCCACAAAUUCUAGUCGUCUGUUACUUCUGGAUCCUCUCUGAAUCCGUGCGCUGGCUGCUGAGCAAAGGCCGGUACGAAGAAGCCGAAGAUAUCCUCAAGAAGGUCGCCAAGAGGAAUAACAAAGAGUUGUCAGAGAAGUCGUUACAAGCCUUGCGUGCGACCGCAGAGGCUGAGAAGCUGGUGGAGAAGCCCAAGGAGCAAUGGCUUCCAAUCCUGGUGUUCAGGUCGCGCACGCUGUUGUCUCGCUGCGUAGUGUCACCAGUGUGGUGGGUGACCAACACGCUGGUGUACUACGGCAUGUCGAUCAACUCGGUCAACAUGUCCGGUAACCGGUACCUUAACUACGUGUUCGUGGCUGCUAUUGAGAUCCCGGGCUACUGGACCGCCAUCUUCCUCUUGGACAGGAUCGGUCGUAAGCCGGUGCUGAUCUGCGCGUACUGGCUCUGCGCCGCUUGCCAGUUUGGCUUCGCAUUCAUGCCUAAAGGUAAUCAAGUGUUAUCCUUAGUGCUGUACUUGUUGGGCAAGUACUUCAUAGCUAUCGUGAUGACGUCAGUGUACGUGUACACCGCCGAGCUGUACCCAACCAAGUACAGGCACAACCUGUUCGCCUUCUCCUCCAUGGUGGGAAGACUUGGCUCCAUUACCGCGCCACUCACACCUGCAUUGGCCCUGACUGUGUGGGAGAGCCUGCCCUCAGUACUCUUCGGCAGCUUCGCGCUGUUGUCUGGUGUGCUGAUCUUCACCACGCCGGAGACGCUCGGCACCAAGCUGCCCGACACCAUCGAGGACGCGGAGCAACUCGGCAAACAAAAACCAGAACCCUGAUCUCAUAUAAUAAAGUUGGAUUAAUAUAUC